AUGCACCUCCGCACUAGUGACACUCGCUACCGUGCUGCGCUUCCUGCUGAGUUCUGCGCCAAGAACCCCCCCCCUAUGUACAUCACCCUCUACUACAUAGUCACCCGGCUCCCUGACUCUCUCCGCGUAGUCAAGGACCACUUCCUCUCAGUUUGCCCAACCACACUCACCGUUGACCUCCUUGAGAAGGGCCUCCUAGCAGCAGAGAAGAGCAUAGUCGCUGUAGGAGCCUCUCGUGGUGACCCUCGCACCCCCGUCUUUGAGGGUCGGUCGGCGCUGCGUCUGCCCCGAGCGCGAGACACCGCAUCAACAAGGGCAAGGGGGGCAAGGGCGCUGGAGGGGCUGGCGGGGGCGGUGGAGGUGGCGGUGGAGGCAGUGGAGGGGGUGCAGGUGGUGGUGGGAGUGGUGGCGGGGGUGGAGGUGUCGGUGGCAGCAGUGGAGGCGGAGGAGGCGGCGGCGGUGGCGGAGGGAGCGGGGGCGGCGGAGGUGGGGGAGGCGGCGGAGGCGGCGGAGGUGGCGGAGGCGGCGGCGGCAGCAGUGGACCUGGUCACAGCUCUGCGCAGAGGAGUGGUUCCGGUGGUGGUACGCGCCAGCAGCAGCAGCGCAGUCGUGAGACCCGGUCCCCUCAGCAGCUUCGUGAGUGGUACGCUGCGCGUCAGCGCGCGUGCUGCUCUAUGUGCUGGCGAGGCUGCUGCUGUAGGUGCUAGCGCGUCUGCUGCCCCAGGUGCUGGUGAGUGUGCCCUCUCAGGUACCACGUCGGCUCAGGCCUUACACACCUUCACCCUUGACUCGGGUGCUUCCCGCUCCAUCUUUCGGGACCGCACCACACUUACGCCGCUUAGUCGGCCUGUUGCAGUCUCUUUGGCGGACCCCUGUGGGGGUCCUGUCCUCGCUCGCUUCUCCACUAUCUUACCGUGUCCGGCAGUCCCCUCUGGCACCCUGUCAGGUCUCUACCUCCCCUCGUUCUCUACGAACUUGGUGAGUGGAGCGGACCUACAGGAUAGGGGGGUUGACCAGUUCACUCCUGCGAGUCAGUGGGUGACCCACUGCACAUGUGCUCGGACAGGCCGACACUUGGCCACGUUCACCCGUCGGCCAGGGUCGAGCCUGUACACCCUCAGUACUAAGUCUCCUCCGGCUGCUGAGCCUGGUCAGGUCGCUGCGUCGAGUCAGGUGUUUGCUGCAGCGUCCAGGUCUGGUCCUGAGUCUGCUCCCUGCUCGUGUCGUCUCCUGUCUCACCAGACUCUCCUUUGCCACCACCGCCUUGAUCACCCCUCUCUGCCUCGUCUCCGAGGCAUGGCCUCCCGUGUCCUUGUCUCUGGUCUCCCCCUGUCUCUUUCUCCUCUACCUCCGGGGCCUGCCCCUAGCUGCGUCCCCUGCGUCGAGGGGCGAGUGUCAGUAGAACUACACUUUGAGAUCCCCGAUUGA
This is a messenger RNA of Closterium sp. NIES-65, 1428 nucleotides long. The record is from the annotation of a GenBank genome assembly. Lineage: Eukaryota; Viridiplantae; Streptophyta; Zygnematophyceae; Desmidiales; Closteriaceae.